Hypanus sabinus (Atlantic stingray) is the source of this 4608-nucleotide messenger RNA. RefSeq names its product protein kinase D2 (gene prkd2). Gene Ontology annotation, biological process: protein phosphorylation. The transcript is spliced from 18 exons. Lineage: Eukaryota; Metazoa; Chordata; Chondrichthyes; Myliobatiformes; Dasyatidae. Gene Ontology annotation, molecular function: protein serine/threonine kinase activity; ATP binding. The record is from RefSeq and is a predicted model, not a curated record. Bases 235 to 2859 code for a protein of 874 amino acids.
GGUGUUUCCUGUUUUUUAUAUUUGACGCCAUUUUGUUGCUUAAAUCAUCAACACAGAGUGUAUUUGCUAGCAGCGGUGAGAGUGCUUGCAAAGAGAAGUUUGUUCUGAUGUAGUUUGAAGCUGGUGCGGGCAGCGAGGGGUGCUCCCACCGGCUUUCCAGCUCCUUUUCUCUUUGUUCCCCCCUCCCCUCUCUCUCUACAGUCCCCUGCACUUGGAGGGGGUGGUCUGCAGGGGAUGAGCUCCGUACCUGGUGUCUGCCCCGCCAGCCCCUCUCCUUGCUCGGGAUCAGGGCUGAACAGCCCCUGUCCGUCAAGCUGCGGGGGCACCUCGUUCACAAUCCAGUUAGGUCUCACCAGGGAAUCUGUGCUGCUCCCAAUCAGCACGGACAACAGUUUGGCUAGAGUCAAAGAGCUUGCUUGCUCCAUCGUGGACCAGAAGUUCCCAGAAUGUGGCUUUUACGGGCUCUACGACAACAUCCUCCUGUUCAGACACAACGUGAACUGCGACAACAUCCUCGAGCUGAUGAAAUCAGAGAGCGAUAUCCAGGAAGGUGACCUUAUCGAAGUCGUCUUGUCAGGCGCCGCCACCUUUGAGGAUUUUCAGAUCCGGCCGCACGCCUUGAACGUACACUCGUACCGUGCCCCGGCGUUCUGCGACCACUGCGGCGAGAUGCUCUUCGGCCUGGUGAGACAGGGGCUGAAGUGCGACGGAUGUGGGUUGAACUAUCACAAGAGGUGUGCCUUCAGUAUUCCAAACAACUGCAGCGGAGCCAGGAAGAGGAGGCUGUCCAACACCUCGCUGUCUGGGUCCAUAGCAUCGCGGUUGUCCACUACAGAGACCUUGCUCGCAUCCCCCAUCGACGGACAGUCGAAGAACCUGGCGGAAAUGCUGUCGCUGAAGGAGAAACGUCAGAAUCUGUGCACCCACGUGGGGCGACCGAUCGAGCUGGACAAGAUCUUCCUGACCAAGGUCAAGGUGCCUCACACGUUUGCUGUGCACUCCUACACCAGGCCCACCGUCUGCCAGUACUGCAAGAAGUUACUCAAAGGCCUCUUCCGGCAGGGGCUUCAGUGCAAAGACUGCAAGUUCAACUGCCACAGGAGAUGUGUGGAGAGAGUGCCCAAUGAUUGCUUGGGAGAAUCCAGCAUCAAUGGAGACCUCCUCAGCCCAGGGGCCGACACGGACGUCAACAUGGAGGACGUCAGCGAGUACCCUGACGGAGACAAGGCCAUCACGGCCGACGACUCCGACGAGGCGAACACCAGCUCCGGCAGCACGGAAAACGGUUUCCAGGGAGAGGACGGCCCCAGCAGGAUGCUGAGUGACCCCAUGGCCUCCAACAUCCCCCUGAUGAGAGUGGUGCAGUCGGUGAAACAGACCAAGCGGAGGUCCAGCAUGACGGUGAAGGAGGGCUGGCUGGUUCACUACAGUAACAGGGAUGUCCUGAGGAAGAGGCACUUUUGGAGGUUGGACUGGAAAUGCAUCACGCUCUUCCACAACGACACAGGCAGCAAGUAUUAUAAGGAGAUCCCACUGUCCGAGGUGCUCUCCGUGGAAUCGGCAGACAGCGUCGGCUCCGUUGCCCAUGGAGGGAACCCGCCGUGCUUCGAGAUCCGGACCGGCAGCGUAAUCUACUUCGUCGGCGAGAGAGCCCCUCCCUUCCCGCAGCCAAACUCUGGGAGCCAGAGUGGCCCGGCAGCAGCUCUCGAGGAGGCCAAGGCCUGGGAAAAUGCCAUUCGGCAGGCCCUGAAGCCGGUCAUCUUCCAGGAUACGGCCAAUGCCCAGGGACACACACCGCGCAGACAAGCUUCUGUCACAUUCUCCAUGACCAACAGCCAAAUCCAGGAGAACGUGGACAUCGCCACCGUCUACCAGAUCUUUGCAGAUGAGGUUCUCGGAUCUGGACAGUUUGGUAUCGUUUAUGGAGGCAAGCACCGAGAGUCCAGCCGGGACGUGGCCAUCAAGGUGAUCGACAAGCUGCGAUUCCCGACGAAGCAGGAGAGUCAGCUCCGCAACGAGGUGGCCAUCCUCCAGGGCCUGUGUCACUCCGGAGUGGUCAACCUGGAAUGCAUGUUCGAGACGCCCGAGAAGGUCUUUGUCGUCAUGGAGAAGCUGCACGGUGACAUGCUGGAGAUGAUCCUGUCCAGCGAGAAGGGGCGACUGCCAGAGAGGAUAACCAAGUUCAUGAUCACACAGAUCCUGGUCGCCCUCCGUCACCUGCACUUCAAGAACAUCGUUCACUGCGACCUCAAGCCGGAGAACGUGCUGCUGGCAUCGGCCGAUCCCUUUCCCCAGGUGAAGCUCUGCGACUUUGGUUUUGCGCGCAUCAUCGGGGAGAAGUCGUUCCGCCGAUCGGUGGUGGGGACGCCGGCCUACCUCGCACCCGAGGUGCUGCUGAACAAGGGCUACAACCGCUCGCUGGACAUGUGGUCCGUCGGGGUGAUUAUGUACGUCAGCCUCAGCGGCACCUUCCCCUUCAACGAGGAUGAAGACAUCAACGACCAGAUUCAGAACGCUGCCUUCAUGUAUCCCCCCAACCCCUGGAGGGAGAUCUCGCGUGAAGGCAUCGACCUCAUCAACAACCUGCUGCAAGUGAAGAUGAGGAAACGAUACAGUGUGGACAAGUCGUUGAGCCACCCUUUCCUGCAGGACCACCAGACCUGGCUGGAUCUGCGAGAGCUCGAGUGCAAAAUGGGCGAGAGGUACCUGACCCACGAGAGCGAUGACCUGCGCUGGGAGACGUUCGCCCUGAGCCGCUCGCUGCAGUACCAGCCCCACAAGGCCAGCCGGCUGCCGCCUGCGGGCAGCUGGAGGGAGGAUGACGGCCAGGGGCUCAGUGAGAGGGUCAGCAUCUUAUAGACUGUGACGACCGCUUGACCAUCUGUGAAAUGCCCCCUCAUCCCACACCCCCUCCGCCCUCCACUCCGCCCCCGAGAAAUCGGCCGCAGAUCGGAGACGGCACCGAGGCUCGAUGAUCAAAGAAUCUGCCUCCUGACCGGGCAACUCUUGGACCUAGAUUUGAGCUGAUCUGUCUGUUCCCAAGUAGGCGAGAAUGUACAGACACAAACACAGGAUUCCUGAAGCAGGCGGUCACCCAUGGCUGUGGAAAUCUGACCUUCUCUGUCCCCCACCUCAUGCGGACAUGACCUCUCCCAGGAGAUCUGUUACAGAACCAUGCUUUCUCAGAGAGUGGCCAUAAGCUAUUUGGUUGUGUCGUAUUUUUACGUAAAUUGUGGUUAGUGCAAGCAAAAACCCCUCCUUCCUCGUUCCUCGCACCGUGACUCCUGGCCAACACGAGCCUCAAUCCAAACAGUGCUCCUCGAGGACACUCUGCACCACCACCGAGUUCCAGCCCCACGUCACUCCCUCCCCCAGCAGGGCUCGGUGGGUUGCAGCCAACUUGCACGAUGGCACUCUUUUUUUUUUAAGCACCCCGCGUUCUUCUCCCCUCCCUACCCGUUCUGCCGGAAAGCUCGAAUGACGGUGAAGUUGCGGUGCAGCCCCCAUUCCGACCCAAACUCUCACUGGCCUUUGAGCCUUUCUGUGCCCGAGGGAAGGAAGGGUAGUUCAUUGGGCGGUGUAGAGAGGGACGGGGGAGUUCCUCGGUCACGUACAACCUCCCAAAAUAUGAUUUGAAUGGGAUUGAGAGGCCGUGUGGGAGGGACAUUCUUAGUAAACGGUAGAUCUUACAGUACAAGACACAUGUAGACUACAGCUGCCUUAGGAACUCCACAACCACAAAGGGAGAGCAUUCCCACUGUUUCCUGAUAGUUUUCUAUAUUUAUAUCACAUUGUACAAACCUGAGACAUGAAAGCAAACUGAGAUUUUCAUUGCCGCCACUAGGGUUCAGUGGUUAUUGACCUGCGAUGGAAGGUGGGGGCCCCACCGCUGGGGGGAGUUUGUUCGUGUUUUUUAAAAUGUAUUUGUGAAGGGGGUGGCCGGCGACAGCAUUGCACGACCACUUGUGCAGACAAAGCCCGUCGACACUGCGUGCUCACUAGCAGAGACGGUAGAGGCGGGUACGGUGGUGUUUUGGAUGGACGUGGAUAGAGGAGGCUUGGAGAGAGAUUCCAGUACAGGCCCUUCAGCCCACAAUGUUGUUCUGUGAUCUCCAACCCUUCCUUCCCACAUAGCCCUCCAUUUUGACAUUAUCCAUGUGCCACUCCCCUUCCUCCCCAGGCACAGUGGCACGAGCUCCCAAGGGGUGAGAUUGGUUUGGGAAAAGGGUCAUUGGAGAGCAGGAGGGGGGAAUCCCGGGAGAUUUUCCACAAUCCACUCCAAAACAUUGGCAGGGGAAGGGUAACAAAAACCUGCUGGUGGCACCUUCAUUAGUAGACUUGUUACUGCCGUGUGUGCGUGUGUCUCUGACGGUCUAUCUGUGUCUGUGCUUAUGUCCGUGAACAAACGUGUGUAUCCGUGAGCAAGUGUGUGUGUGUGUGUUUGGGAGUGAAUAUGUAUUUCCAUGGGAGAAUGUGGUGACUGUGUGAGUGUGUGUGAAGAUCUGCUCAUUCCAGCCUCUGUAUCUCAGUCUCUGGACAUCUUUCAGCUUCGUUUUAUUUGUAAAAAACAUACUUCGACCUGUUCAAUAAAGAUGAGUUUGGAACACA